AUGAUAAAAUGGGGGCCCACUGAAGAAAAAUCCUUCGAAUUCCUUAGGAAAUGCCUGAUGACCGACCCUGUUCUGGCCUACCCGGAUUUCACUAAAGAAUUCCUAAUUUACACUGAUGCCAUCGAUUACGGACUAGUAGCCGUUUUGUUCCAAAUACACGACAGAAAAGACCAACCAAUCGCCUACGCCAGUAGACACCUGAAUAAAGCAAAAACCAAGUACUCUACCAUCGAGAAGGAAGCCGCGGCCGUGAUUUUUGGUAUAAAGCGUUUCCGCCAUUACCUUCAGGACGAGCCAUUCGUUAUCAUCAGUGACCAUCGCCCGCUGCAGUGGCUGCAGACGUUCAGUGACGAGACGGGUAGAUUAGGAGGAUGGUCAAUAUUGUUGGCUAACCUCAAAUACUCGAUAAAGUACCGGCCGGGUCGAGUCAAUGAGAAUGCAGAUUUUCUAUCCCGAAUUCCGGUUAAUUCAGUUCGAACAACCCCUGAAGAAGAUGACGCCAUACUCCGCGAAACGAAAAAAUAUUCAUUAUGUAUGGACAUAACAAAUUACUUAGAACAUGGAACCCUUAGUGAAGAGAAUACAGACCAGAUUUGGGCGAAAGAAAUCGAGCUGUAUGGCAUUGCUGGUGGCCUUCUGUGUCGUACACUAGAGCCCAUCUCAAAGAAGAGACGACGGGCCAUUGUCACCGACCGUGGUUCGAAUUUUACGUCCGAGCUGUUCUCCUCACUUUGUAAGACACUUCAAAUUAAACAGUUGAGGACCACUGCGUACCAUCCACAGACUAAUGGCUUAACCGAAAGAUUCAACAAAACCGUAGUAGAAAUGCUACGGAAAUACAUGGAACAGGGUUUCUCUAAAUGGGAAGAAGUGCUAGGCCCAGCUGCUUUCGCCUACAGGAACUCUGUACACUCCUCCACCCUAGAAACCCCCUACUUCCUAAAUCAUGGCCGCGAUCCAGUAGUGCCUAUUGACCAAUUUUUACAAAAGCCAGCAAACAUCAUCAUCCCAUCCGACUACAAAAGCCAGCUAAUGCAACGUCUUCACGAGGCCUUCUUAUUGGUUAAAGCAAACUUGACCCUUUCCAGGGAACAGCAAAGGACCCAGUACGACAAGCGGGCUCGUGAGCAAGCAUUCAACAUUGGCGACAAGGUGUUAAUCGACGUAAGAACGCCAAUGGCAGGCACAAGCAAGAAACUCAUCCCCCUUUUUGUGGGGCCAUACCGCGUCACAAAAAUCAACAACAAGCACACCGUGGAAAUUCAAGAAUGCGUGGGAAAACAGACCCAGUUGGUGCACGUAAACAGGAUAAAACCCCUGUAUGAAUCUAUGAUCUGGAAGGAAGAACCUUGCGUAGUUUUCCCAGAGAGCCGUGAUAACCCCAUACCACCGGAGCUCACCAACGAACUAGAAGUACCACCCCCAACGGAUGAAGAAUUAUUGUUGAUGUCCCUCCUCGCCCUCCUGUUUUUUACCCCCUUGGCCGCAUUUAAUGCCACCGUGUGUAACUGUGAUUGUGCGGCAAACCUGGAAUUCCUGGAGUUCAUGGAGGAAGACUGCUCUUUUGAAGGCGCCCCCAAACCACCGUUACCCAUUACGUACGCUAUCUACUCUACACUACCAGAAGUUAAACGCUUUGCUGGUCACACGUGUAGCAUGUGGGUAGCCACCACUACAGUGUACAAGGACUUCAUGCAAUGGAAUCAAGUGUCUUACGGCUGCAACCCCAUCGAAGUGGAUGCAGCAACGUGCCGAAGGAUGAGAGACACACGACAAUGUCAAGGAAAGGCGAGGGAUAUAACAGGUCCCAACUCGUUCGCCCUGGAAGGCCACCCAUUCGUGAAAACCAGUUGGCUUCGGAUGGCGACAGAAAAGAUGACCAACUGUCGCCUCGAAGAAGUGACCUUACAGAGCGAAUGCCCGAACUGUACCAUCAGCUCUCCACUUGGCGACAUCCCUGGAGCAAUAAACGGCUCUUUCAAACACAACCUCGUGACCCUCGUCUGGGACGAUUCCUGGAAGGAAGCGAAGCCGUGUGAGUUAAGGGUUAUCGAAAAGGGAAUGGGCGUCAAGUACUCGACCGAAAACGACACUACCUUCCGUAUUCGGGACCCAACUAAGCAGCUGGAUUUAAUAUAUUCAAUGAUUAACAGUUCUGUCUGCGGAGGAGGAAACCUCUCUGCCUACCAUCCGGUUCUAGGAAUGGACAGAGUCGUCAUCGCGGUUCGGGAAGCCGCCAAGGGAACCGAUCUCGUCGAGAUGAGGCCCAAUAACGCGGACGCCGUGGCCAAGAUGGCGCUGUCCGAACUGACACGGGCGGAGAUCGAAUACGCCAGUCAUACACAAUACAUCAGAGACUUCGCAAUGGACAUUUCAAACCACCUGGCCCGAGAAAUUCGUAACAUGCAAUGCGAAAGCCGGAAAACCACCUACAAUGCCGCUACAACGACUGUACAAUACGACGGAUGGUUAGCCGCUAAGCAUCUGGACCUUCCAUUAUGCACCAAGCUACUGGCGGUCGGGGCAUCCGUAUCCGUUUUGCAGUGUUUUCCCAGCAACGUCACCUUCGAGACGGUUUUCACGCCAUGUGGAGCCAAACCUCGGUGGGUCAACCAGACCAUCAACGUGGAAGGUUGGGAGCUCACGAAGUACUCCGAUUGCUACUGGCACGCAAACUUCGUCAACUUCAACGGCAAAGCCCACACCUUCAAGAACAACACCUGGAUGCCAAUCAACCCCAACCUAGAGAUACAAGGCCGCCGUUUCAUCAACACUAUGCCCCUGGAGGUCGAUGACUCUUUGGGAAUGAUACUGCAGUUGCACCCAACAAUAACGUCACAUCCCCUAAGUGCUUAAACCAUCAUGGCCGACAUCCUGGCGUACAUACAGAUGGGCUAUGUCACAGAAAGGUCAGGCGAACGACACGUUAACACAGUCCUCGUCCACCCCGGACAAGCACAAGACGUCUCCUUCAUGGCAAGGAUCGGAUACUGGCUUCGGAACUUCGGCAUCAUGUCGGGAGUAGGAGUAUCCAUUGCUCUGGCUUUCCGAUUCUGUGGACUCGGUUCCCUCCUGGGUCUUUACAUCCCUUGCUGUCGGUACUUUAACCCAUGCAGUUUGUUAACGCCACCUCAGUCUUCCCAUCGAGACAUUGAGUUGGGACCCCAAGCAACCACCAACUUGGCCCCAACUGCUCCGGUCACCAUUGUCAAUAUACCCCCGCCCCCAACUCCCGCCGGUUCCACAGGGCAGCUAGGGUUAAACCAACAACCGUACCUCAUCCCACCCAUUUCACAUCCUCGUAGCCUCGCCCAACACAGAGAAGCAGCAGCUCUUCUCUCGCGUCCCUAG
Molecule: messenger RNA, 3351 nt
Organism: Daphnia magna
Lineage: Eukaryota; Metazoa; Arthropoda; Branchiopoda; Diplostraca; Daphniidae
Exons: 3
Biological process (GO): DNA integration
Molecular function (GO): nucleic acid binding
Source: RefSeq, a predicted model, not a curated record